CUCAGCCCAACGGGUCGGAAAACCGGGCUCAACAAAAAGGAUUUGAAAGGCGUGAGAUUUGCGGCCAACUGCUGGACGGCUGCCAGUGGAUUGAAAUCUUAAUUAACCAUUUAAUGGCAGUUGGCAGACAACAAAGGCCUAUGCUAUUUUUCCGGAAGCGGGAGCGGCAACAGCAGAAGCAGCAGCCGGAACUGUAGCACAACCAAAAGCCGAUCAGCAGACCAUUCUGCUUUGAGUGUUUUAUGGGCCCUGAGUGACAGCAACAGCCCCAACAACCAACUACCACUGGCAGCAGCAACAUCAACACUAGCUUGGGGGCAAGCAGGAAGUAUCAACACAAGCCGGGGAAACAAAGCAAUCUAUAAAGAUGGCCGGCGGGGGCAGGACAGCCGGCAAAUACGGUUAUUCGGACAACAAUUAUUACAGUAGUCACUCGUACAAGAGCAUCAACGACGAGAUUAUACUGGUCAGCAUCAUCAUGGGGAUUACCAUACUGGUGCUCAUUACCAUCGCCCUGUGCUACAUUGCGUAUGAGAAAUGCCAGAAGAAGCGGGAGUAUUACAUCAACGCCUAAGGGGUUUCCGGACGUACCCGUUCCUUCCGUUAUUUCGCGUUCUUUGUUUCCCUUCUGCAGUGGUGGCACACUGCAAGGCUAAAUGUCAACACGGUCUGCGACAAUGUUGACGUUGACGAUUUAGUUGGCCAACAAAAAUAGCCCGGAAUGGCUGCAUCCGCCCCA
Molecule: messenger RNA, 739 nt
Organism: Drosophila kikkawai
Lineage: Eukaryota; Metazoa; Arthropoda; Insecta; Diptera; Drosophilidae
Source: RefSeq, a predicted model, not a curated record